AUGACUUCUACCAGAAGUGCGAGCACUAGCAAUUGUAAAGGAGAGUCGAAGGGUCCUAAUUCUGGAAGACUUCGUGACAUCUCAAGGGGGAAAAUGUCUACAGACGAAAAGCUGGAUAAUAUUUAUGUUAUCUUAUCAACGCUCAAAGAACAGAAUGAUGUUUUGAAACAGACAGUUAGCAAAUUGGAGCAACACUUGGUAGAAUCUGAAGAUAGGCAAUGUGAGCAGGACAAUAAACUGAAUGAUCUUGAACAGUAUGGAAGGAAAAACACUAUUCGAAUAGUGGGACUUGAGGAUUCCAACAGGAAUGAAACUGAUGAGGAAUGUGUUGAAAAGAUUGUAAAAUUUGUAUAUGACAAACUGAAUGUCACAAUUGUUGAAGCAGAUAUCGACAUAGCCCAUAGACUUGGUGUGUACCAGCGGGGUAAACCUCGAAAUAUUAUCUGUAAGUUUACCCACCGUAUAAGAAAAUUUAAGAUCAUCAAACAGAGGAAACUACUGAAGGGAACACGAUGCUUCAUUAUGGAGGACCUAACCAGGAUCAAUCAACAGAGACUUAAAGAGGCUUUUGAGCUCAGGUGUGUUGAGAUAUCCUGGAGCACUGAUGGGAAACUGUUUGUGUUGCUAAAAAACGGGGAAAAACGGAGAAUUCAAUACAACGCUAUCAUGACUGAGGCUUUCCUGAUGAACGAUGACAAUUUUUGCCGUAAGUGA
This is a messenger RNA of Mizuhopecten yessoensis (Yesso scallop), 714 nucleotides long. RefSeq lists its product as uncharacterized. NCBI's taxonomy places the organism in Eukaryota, Metazoa, Mollusca, Bivalvia, Pectinida, Pectinidae. Bases 1 to 714 code for a protein of 237 amino acids. The transcript is spliced from 2 exons. The record is from RefSeq and is a predicted model, not a curated record.